AUCGAAAUUUCUCUUUUUCUGGAUUCUACUCCUUAUAAACAAACAGUACACAAGAAGACUGACCCAAUUCUACGAUAAUAAUCCCAACUCAUUUACUCACUAGCGUCGUCACUAUUUUUGUCCAAUCCUAGUCCAACCCCAACUUUCCCUCCUCCCCACAACUCUUUCCCUUCAAAAACCAACCCCUCGAAUGGAAAGUAGAAUCAACAUUCAAUUCCAUACAUUCUUUCCUUCUUCUUCAACUUCAACUUCCUCUUUUCUUUAUAUACUUCUACUUCUCUCUCUCUCUUUCCAUGGAGGCUGAGCCUGUGCCAACAACAAUGGAAGAGAGUUUUAAGGGGUUAGUCAGGUUAACCGGUUCUGUCAAGAACUACGAUUGGGGCCGUCCCGCAAAGGAAUCUUGUGUUGCACGACUAUAUAAACUCAAUUCUGGUGCCAAAAUUGAUGAAAACCAGCCUUACGCUGAGUUUUGGAUGGGUACUCACGAUUCUGGCCCGUCAUACGUUGUGGAAGAAAAAGGAAGAACAACUGAGAAUAAUGGAUACUCUAAUGGUGGUGGAAUUAAAGACAAGUGUACUUUGAAAGAUUGGAUUGAAAAGAACCCUAGUGUUCUUGGUGAUACUGUUCUUACCAAGUGGGGUACCCAACUUCCAUUUCUCUUCAAGGUACUCUCUGUUGCAAAAGCUUUGUCUAUACAAGCGCAUCCGGACAAGGAUCUGGCAAUUCUUCUGCAUAAGGAGCAGCCACUCGUUUACAAGGAUGACAAUCAUAAACCUGAGAUGGCUUUGGCUUUGACCGAAUUUGAGGCCUUGUGUGGCUUCACAAGUCUUGAGGAGCUUAAAGUGAUUGUUCAGACUGUACCUGAGAUUGUUGAAGUGGUUGGUGAUGCGCUUGCGGAGCGAGUAUUGGACUUGAACGAGGAUGACGAAGAGGAGAAAGUUAAGUUAGUGCUCAGAAAUUUAUUCACGGAGAUGAUGUUAGCUAGCAAGGAUGUGAUCACGGAAGUGCUUGCUAAGCUGAUUAGUCGUCUAAACAUUAAAAAUAAGGCAAGGGAACUGACUGACAAAGAACAACUGGUCCUAAGACUUGAUAAGCAGUAUCCAGCUGAUGUUGGUGUUUUAGCUGCAUUCUUGUUUAAUUAUGUGAAGCUCAAACCGGGUGAAGCUUUAUAUUUAGGGGCAAAUGAACCCCAUGCAUAUGUCUAUGGUGAGUGUAUUGAAUGCAUGGCGACCUCGGACAAUGUGGUACGCGCUGGCCUAACCCCCAAACACCGGGAUGUUAGAACUCUCUGUUCAAUGCUCACGUAUAGACAGGGUAACCCUGAAAUUCUGCACGGUACGACAAUAAAUCCGUACACAGUGAGAUACCUCCCUCCUUUUGAUGAAUUUGAGGUGGAUCGUUGCAUUCUUCCCGCACAUUCAACUGUUGCCUUCCCAUCUGCUCCUGGUCCGUCCAUGUUUGUGGUCAUGGGAGGAGAGGGAACAAUGACCACAUCGGCGGAAGAGAUUGUUGGUGAAGGUGAUGUCCUAUUUGCACCUGCAAAUACCAGUAUUACCAUUGCAACCUCCUCUGGUUUGCACUUCUAUAGAGCAGGAGUAAACAGUAGAUUUUUCAAAGAAUGAUAGUUGUAGCCCCAGCCCUUAUGCUUGCUAAUAAAACUGUGUUUCCAUGUUACAAUGGCUGUUCCAGCUGUAUUAUUAGCAUGUGCAGGUAUAUAGCCGCUUCAGUUAAUGUAGUUUUGUAAGUAAAUAACUUUAUUGAGAGGGUG
Messenger RNA from Lycium ferocissimum, 1768 nucleotides. Its product is annotated as mannose-6-phosphate isomerase 1-like. The record is from RefSeq and is a predicted model, not a curated record. Gene Ontology annotation, biological process: GDP-mannose biosynthetic process; carbohydrate metabolic process. Lineage: Eukaryota; Viridiplantae; Streptophyta; Magnoliopsida; Solanales; Solanaceae. The coding region runs from base 294 to 1622 and encodes 442 amino acids. Gene Ontology annotation, molecular function: zinc ion binding; mannose-6-phosphate isomerase activity. The transcript is spliced from 5 exons. Gene Ontology annotation, cellular component: cytosol.